AUGGCGAGGACUCACUCCGAGUCCUCUGAGGACUUCGAGUUCAUUGAGACUCCUGCUGCCCCGACUCAGUCUCCACCCUCAGAAAGCAGUGGUGUGCGAACCACAUCGUAUCCCUCCAUCAAAAAUGGCCCCUUACCCGCUGACGGUGCUGGGAGUGAUAGUUUCUCCAACGCGCUCCUGAUCUCUCUCCUGGUGCUGGUGCCAGCCUACCUUGCCCGCCAACUGGGUGGAGGCCUGUACACCACCAUCUUGCUGUCCCUUUUUACCUCGAUUCCUAUCCUGAUGGUCUUCUGGUCCGUCUCCUCGUCCAUCUCGCCCCGCAAGAACGAGAAGGUCAAAUACCCCGGCCGCCCCGUUGAGCAUUACCUCCAUUUUCACAACGAGCAUGACCGCGCCCGAUACCAUGGUAAGAGCAAGAUUCCCAUGGAGACCUUCCAUGAUUUAUACUUCGAUGGCGCUGUGGAUUUCAAGGGGGAUUGCCUGGAUGUCAUGGAGUAUCGACAUGAUUGGGCUGCAUUUAGAUUUACCAUGAGCUUGUAUAAGUUCUUUUUGACUGGCAUGAUUCCGGAGGUUAUUAUGCAUACUCGUAGUCAAGAUGAGGAACAGGUCCGUGACCAUUACGAUCGCGGUGAUGACUUCUACUCAUGGUUUCUGGGCCCUCGCAUGAUCUAUACCUCCGGCAUCAUCAGUGAUAUCAACAGGGAAGAAACUCUCGAGGAACUCCAGGACAACAAGCUGGCCGUUGUAUGUGAGAAAAUCCAGGUGAAACCAGGUGACAGGAUGCUGGACCUCGGAUGCGGCUGGGGAACUCUCGCCAAAUACGCCAGUGUUCACUAUGGCGCCCAAGUUACCGGCAUCACUCUUGGCCGCAACCAGACUACAUGGGGCAACAACAUCCUCCGCAAGGCGGGCAUCGACGAAUCCCAAAGCCGCAUCGUCUGCUCCGAUUACCGUGACACACCAGUCGUGCCCGGGGGGUACAACCAGAUCACCUGCCUUGAGAUGGCCGAGCACGUCGGCGUCCGCCACCUGUCCAGUUUCUUCUCACAGGUCUGUGACAUGCUCAAUGACAACGGUGUCUUCUUCCUGCAAAUUGCUGGACUGCGCAAGUCGUGGCAAUACGAGGAUCUGAUCUGGGGCUUGUUCAUGAACAAAUACAUCUUUCCUGGUGCUGACGCUAGUACACCACUUGGCUUCGUUAUUGACAGACUGGAGGGCGCCGGCUUUGAGAUCAAGAGCGUCGAUACUGUUGGCGUGCACUAUUCCGCGACUCUGUGGAGAUGGUACCGGAACUGGGUUGCCAAUAAGGACAAGGUCGAGGCGAAGUAUGGCAAGAGAUGGUAUAGAAUUUGGGAAUAUUUUCUUGCCUACUCGACCAUCAUCUCGCGCCAGGGCAGUGCGGCCUGCUGGCAAAUCACCUGUGUGAAGAACAUCAACUCCACUCACCGCGUCGAGGGCAUCCCAUCUCAGUUCGGCCUGUCUGGUGCCCGCCAGGCCAGCAUUAAAGCUAUAGGCAAUGGUUCCGUCCCAUCUGCGUAUCUGUCUUCUAAGGCAUGA
Paracoccidioides brasiliensis Pb18 is the source of this 1557-nucleotide messenger RNA. RefSeq lists its product as uncharacterized. The record is from RefSeq and is a predicted model, not a curated record. Gene Ontology annotation, biological process: cellular response to biotic stimulus. The coding region runs from base 1 to 1557 and encodes 518 amino acids. The transcript has 4 exons.